Messenger RNA from Darwinula stevensoni, 303 nucleotides. The record is from the annotation of a GenBank genome assembly. Lineage: Eukaryota; Metazoa; Arthropoda; Ostracoda; Podocopida; Darwinulidae.
AUGGCCUCAACCAGCCUCGUGAUCACCUCCGUCAUGGUCCUUCUCCUCGCCUCCCACCACGUGACGAACUGCUGCGGCCCCGGACGCCGUUCCGGCCGCCGGACGCGAGCCCGCAAGCUGACCCCUCUCGUGUUCAAACAGCAUGUGCCAAACGUGUCGGAAAACACGCUGGGUGCGUCGGGACUGAACGAAGGACGCAUCUCCCGCGACGACCCCCGCUUCAGGGAACUCGUCCCCAACUACAACGAAGACAUCAUCUUCAAAGACGAAGAGGGGACCGGGGCCGACCGACUCAUGACCCAG